CGGUUUUCGGGAUCGCUAAGCGAGGUGUGAUGACUCGAUCUGGGAUACUACUGGCUCGGCCUCGGCAAGGCUGCGAGCCCCACGUACAGUCAGGUGCUUAUCAUCAGAUCUGCCCUGUCUACGGUUCACGGAAUCUAUCUUCGGCGACUCAGGUCCAACAUAGCGAUCAGCCAGAAAUUUGACGGCAAUGCCUUCUGUCGGGCGAGCGAAUCACGGCAGCCUUGGCUUGAACAUCAUUUAUAUUAUCUCCCACAAUCACCAGUUUAUAACACUCACUCACGUUCUAUUGGCCCUCCGUAUUCCCCCUUUUUUGUCAUAACACUACCAGCUUCGACAGAAAUAAAUGACCAUGGGAUCCGCCUCCGACAUUGAAAUGGACAAGCACGAUGGGGAGGCUCACGUAGUCGACGCUGCCACCGUUCCCGCUGUGGACGCGCCAUUCGAUGGCAAGUACGCCGGUCUUGACGACCCCGAGAGAGAUGCCGUCUUCGGAGCCAUGCAAGAGGGCGGCGUGGACUAUCGCAGUGUAGGGCUGUCCAAGUCCAUCGUGUUGAUGGUCAAGCUCACUAUUGCUUUGGGUGUGCUGGCUAUGCCAUCAGUCCUCAUGGCAGUCGGCGGUGUUCCCGGAGUGAUCAGUGAGCUUUUGAUCGUCGCGCGGUCUCUUCGCUGACCUUUCUAUCAGUCGUCCUUGUUAUCGCUGGUCUCACUACUUUUACUGGUAUGGUCAUCUACGAAUUCAAGCUCAACCACCCCGAAGUAUAUUCCAUGGACGGUGUAGGCUAUGUACUGUUUGGAAACUAUGGUCGAGAAUUCUUUUCCUUUGCGUAUGCUCUUUUCAUGAUCUGCUUGUGUGGCUCUGGUAUCAUCACCACCUCACUUGCUUUCAAUGCCAUCACCGAACACGCAACCUGCACCGUUGUCUGGGCCGUCAUCGUCGCCGUCAUCACCUUUGCCUUUGCCUCUCUUCAAACUCUUGGCAAGGUCUCCAUCCUCGGCUGGAUAGGGUUCACGUCCAUCAUGGCCGCCAUCCUGAUCAUCACUGUCGCUGUUGGUGUUCAAGACCGUCCCGAGUCUGCCCCUUCCACCGGGCCAUGGGAAAAAGACAUUGCUGCUUUCCGAACUGAUGGUACUUUCCUCGGUGGUAUGAGCGCUGUCUCUACCGUCGUCUUCGCCUACUGUGGUACUCCUGCUUUCUUCAACGUCAUCAGUGAGAUGCGUCAGCCCAAGCGAUACAGCACUGCCCUCUACUCUGCCCAGGGUCUCUGCACCGCAGUCUACUUGACCAUAGGCAUAGUUGUCUACUACUACUGUGGCCAGUACCUUUCCAGCCCUGCCCUUGGGUCGGCUGGUGAGUUGAUCAAGAAAAUUUCCUACGGCAUUGCCCUUCCUGGUCUGCUUGUCGGGUGCAUUCUCUACACCCACGUCGGCGCCAAGAUGAUUUUUGUCCGUGUCCUCCGUGGCUCUGAGCAUUUGACUGGAAACACCUUCACUCACUGGGCUGUCUGGCUCGGUACCGUCGGCGGGAGUGUUGCCCUCGCCUUCAUCCUCGCUGAAUCCAUUCCCUUCUUCAGCGACUUUGUUGGCCUCGUUGGUGCCGUCUUCGGUACCCUCCUUUCCCUCAUUACCCCCGCCUAUAUGUGGCUCUUUGACAACUGGGCCCAACGCAGCACCAACAAGUCUCUCCGCUACCGCUCCACCUUCUUCCUUGCUGUUGCCACCUUCCUUAUCGGUGUCUUCAUCAUGAUCACUGGUACUUGGGCCGCGGUAGUCAGCAUCAAUGACUCUUAUGCGGACGGGACUGUCUCUGGUGCUUUCUCUUGCGCCGACAACAGUACCUAAGUAAACGGUCUUGAACUUGACCCACAAAAUUCUCUCAUUCUCGCAUCAUGUCUGUCAGGCUUUGAAGACGUUGUCACUUUUACGUAUCGUACAGUAUACACACACAUUUCUAUAUAUCUAUUCUAGGAUGGAAGGGAAAGCAAAUACGGUCUUCUGUUGUGUAAAUGGGAAGAGGAAGGAAAGAAGAGGAGGUAACAUAUCCUGUCAUCGAACUUUGAACGAUCUUGUAAAUACUAUGCAUCCAGAAUCAGAUUGCAUGCCA
Molecule: messenger RNA, 2101 nt
Organism: Cryptococcus amylolentus CBS 6039
Lineage: Eukaryota; Fungi; Basidiomycota; Tremellomycetes; Tremellales; Cryptococcaceae
Exons: 8
Coding region: 721-1839 (372 amino acids)
Biological process (GO): amino acid transmembrane transport
Cellular component (GO): vacuolar membrane
Molecular function (GO): amino acid transmembrane transporter activity
Source: RefSeq, a predicted model, not a curated record